Messenger RNA from Cyprinodon tularosa, 1283 nucleotides. RefSeq names its product nuclear receptor subfamily 0, group B, member 2a (gene nr0b2a). Gene Ontology annotation, cellular component: cytoplasm; nucleus. Gene Ontology annotation, biological process: negative regulation of transcription by RNA polymerase II; circadian rhythm. The transcript has 2 exons. Lineage: Eukaryota; Metazoa; Chordata; Actinopteri; Cyprinodontiformes; Cyprinodontidae. The record is from RefSeq and is a predicted model, not a curated record. Gene Ontology annotation, molecular function: transcription factor binding; transcription corepressor activity. Bases 75 to 857 code for a protein of 260 amino acids.
GGAGAAAGCAGUAAUACCCAUCUGCUCUCACACAGAGAAGUUUGCCUCAGCAGCUGCAUCUUGAUCAGAGAAAGAUGGACAGCAGAUGUAACUGCUCGACCAGUGGUGAUAGGUCUUUAAAUCCUAUCCUUUACAACAUCUUGAGCCGAAUGGAUACUGGCGAACCAAGCCAACAGACCUUCAGCAACAGCUCAGCUCCUCACAAAUGUAACUGUGAGGUGCGACGGACAGUGUGCUUGCUCAGACCCUCGGAGGUCUGCAAGGACGCUUCUGCAGUUCUGGUCAAAACUGUCCACUUCAUGAGAAACCUACCGGCUUUCAAUCAGCUGCCACAAAGUGACCAGUACUCCCUUCUGAAAAGCUGCUGGGCGCCACUUUUCAUCCUGGGUCUGGCCCAGGAGCAUGUGGACUUCGACGUGACAGACGUUCCAGCAGACAGCCUGCUGAAGAAGAUUCUCCUGAACCGUCAGGAGAGCCCCGAGAUGGAGCGGGAGCAGCCCACCAUGGCAGGCGUCAGCAAACUGAAGAGCUGUCUGAAAAAGUUUUGGAGUUUGGAUUUGAGCCCAAAGGAGUAUGCAUAUCUGAAAGGGACCACAAUAUUUAACCCUGAUGUACCAGAGUUACAGGCGGGCCUUUUUGUAGAAGGACUGCAGCAGGAAGCUCAGCACGCCCUGAGCGAGGUGGUCCAGCUCCUUCAUCCAGGGCACCAGGAGCGCUUUGCUCGGAUCCUCCUCACAGCCUCCAUGCUUCAGGGCAUCACGCCCAGCCUCAUCACCGAGCUCUUCUUCCGGCCCGUGAUCGGCCAGGCCAACUUGCUGGAGCUGCUGGUCGACAUGCUCUUUUGUAGAAAUCCAUAAUAACUGUCAAGACUCUGGAGAAAGUCCCACUAGCGAAGUGAUCACGCAGUGUUACUUGCAAGCUCCAAAAAUAGACAAAAGAAACUGUUAUUUUUCUACAUGGGGUUAGGCUUUGCUUCCAUUUUCAAAGAAGCUGUGGUCAGGUUAGCCCAACCUGAGCAGAAAUUCUCUUCUAAAAAGAAAGCCUUGUCUUUCCACAGACUUUGUCAUUCUGUCACUAUACUUGAUGUUCUUUUUUUGUUGUUUUAUAUUAAUGUUACUUACUUCAACACAAAGACUUGAAAUAAAUAUAUUUUUAUACAUGAAUGCGGUUGUGACCUUCAUUGGGUACCACGACACUCUCAGACUCACAGCUCAGCUCAGCUAUCGCACUAUGGAAAUAUUUUUUUUAAUUCCUUCAAGUGUAUCCAAGGCAAGAAUUUGAGU